GAGAGGAAAGAGGAGGGGAGGAGAGAAGAUGAGAGAGAGAGAGAGAGAGGGAGGGAGGGAGGGAAUGUGUGUGAGAAGGAAAGUAUGUGAGAGUUGUUCGGGAACCUUGAUUCUGUGUGUGAUUGAGUGAUUGAGCCAGGGUUAGACAGAAAACUGCCUCGGAGAGAGUCUGUAUUACGGUCUGCUACAGUGUGUGUGUGUCUGUGUGUGCUGGGGUCUGUGUAUGUGUGCUGGAGUCAGAGUGUGUGUGUGUGUGCAUGCGCUACAGUGUGUGUGUGUGUGUGUGUGUGCUACAGUGUGUGAGAGAUCGUGACAUGCCGAGGCAUGGCUUUAGUCAGCAUUCAGUCUCAGCUCAGUAUGAGUGUGAGCCUGUGUGUGGACCGUGUUAGCGUGUAGUGUGUGUGUGUGGACCGUGUUAGCGGUGUAGUGUGUGUGUGUGUGGGGACCGUGUUAGUGUGUAGGUAUGUAACCAGAGCUCUAGGCGUGUAUAUGGAGAACAUGAGGAAAAUGAGCCUGCGGAAAAGACUGUCCUUCAAGAGGGUCUGGCACUUCAACACAUCUGCCGUGGUCUCUGAUGGAGAGCUGAACAGUGUUGACCUACAGGGCUGUGGUAGUGACAACAGUCUGAACAGUAAUGCCAGUCUACCCAGUGUCCAGUGCCAUCGACGCCACACAGAGAGACGGGUGGCCAGCUGGGCGGCCUGCUUUGAGAGACUGCUGCAGGACCCGGUCGGAGUCAGAUACUUCUCAGAGUUCCUGAAGAAGGAGUUUAGCGAGGAGAAUAUUGUGUUCUGGCAGGCCUGUGAGUUCUUCAGCCAUGUCCCCGACAACGACAAGAAGCAGUUAUCUCAGAGAGCUAGACAGAUCUAUAACAGUUAUUUAUCCAGUAAGGCCACUACGCCGGUCAACAUUGACAGUCAGGCCCAGCUGGCAGACGAUAUUCUCAACGCUCCCAGACCAGACAUGUUUAAGGAACAGCAACUACAGAUCUUCAACCUGAUGAAGUUUGACAGCUAUACUCGCUUCCUGAAAUCCCUCCUGUAUCAGGAAUGUAUGUUAGCGGAGGUGGAGGGGAGGCCUCUUCCAGACCCCUACCACAUACCCAGCUCUCCUACCUCCAAACACAGUACCGGGUCAGAUAGAUCCACACCCAAGAAGGACGACAAGAAGACUAAGUCGGGCCGCUCUCUGAACGAAGAGAGAGAGAGGGAUGAGUGCGGAGGAGAUAAGAAGAAAGGCAUGUUCUUUUCGUGGUCACGGAACCGGAGCUUCGGGAAAGGCCCCAAGAAACGGGAUCUGGCAGACAUCAACUACAACUUCUCGGGCAGUAACGGGCGUCGGGAAUCACAAGGCUCUCUGUCAUCCGGAGCCAGUCUGGAACUGGGAACGUCCGGAUCUGGAAAGAACGAGGGUGGUUCUAUGGAGAGAGACAGAGAGCGAGGCGGUGACUCUGUAACCCUGAGACAGUGUAACAUCAACCUACCAGAUGGGACAUGUUGCUCUGUGCCGGUCAGAGCUGGGUUCUCCAUCAGAGAGCUGCUGGUGGGUCUCUGUGAGAAACUCUGUAUCAACGUGGCAGCUGUAGACCUCUUCCUAGUCGGAGGGGAGAAGCCUCUGGUUCUGGAUCAGGACUGUAUGACUCUGUGCUCUCGGGACCUUAGACUGGAGAAACGGACUCUGUUCAGACUGGACUUGGUUCCUAUAAACAGGUCAGUGGGUCUGAAGGCUAAGCCCACUAAGCCGGUGACGGAGGUUCUGAGACCUGUAGUGGCCAAGUACGGCCUCCAGCUGAACGACCUGGUGGCCCGCAUCAGUGGGGAGAAGGAGCCUCUUGACCUGGGUCUCCCCAUCUCUAACCUGGAUGGACUGAGAGUGGUGCUGGAUGUAGCUGACAAGACACCUGGGAAGGACAAACCGAUAGGGGCUCCGUCUAAAACCCAUGCCCCGCCCCCUACGACUAGGAACCAAUCAGCUACGGGGGAUGAGAGGGCGUCAGGGAAGCCCAGCGCGGUGCUUGGCAACGGAAACAAGCCCUCCUCCUCUGCCCGUGACGACCGCCUCUUACCCAGCAGCCACCGCAAGACGGCGGCGCCAAAUAAAGCCCCGCCCACUGAAAAGAGAAAGCAGAAAAAGAUUACUGUAGACGAAGCUGAAGAGCUCUUCCAGCUCAUAUCCAAAGCUCAGUGCAGCAGAGCAGACGACCAGCGAGGUCUGUUAGACAAGAGUGACCUGACGCUUCCCGACUUCCUCCGCCUCAGCCCAUCAUCACCACCCCUUCCUCUUCCUCCCGCCUGCCUCACCCAGCAUGGCCGCGACGGUGGUAACCAUGGCGAUAGCGACAACUACGGCUACGGGGAAAACAGACGUCACGGCAACAAGGAGGGUGGAGCCUCGUUCCCUUUGAACACCAGCGGCCAAUCACAGAGCUCGUACUCCUCGCUCGGAACGGGAGGAGGAGGAGGGGGAAGACGAGCGCUCCUCCCCCCCUCCCACCACAACAGACCCCCUCCCCCGUUCCCCGGCACCACAGUCCACCCCCCCUCCCAGGGGCAGCAACACCUACGGGGUCUCCCCAGCCCAGACUGCACGGGGUUAGUACAGAUGUUGCAAGAGGAAUCCCUAGCUGACCUGACCCUGGUGGGAGAAGGGGACAUCAACAGUCCUAACUCCACUCUCCUAACCCCACACCACUCCUCCUCCACUACCCAUAACCCACCACGCUUCUCCCAACACGACCUCCACAGCUCGCCCUGCUCAGGUACCUCCCCUGUGUGAACUCUGAACCGUGGCCUUUCACCUUCGAACUGCGUUUGACCUCUGAACUAUCUUCUCCUCUAUCUCCCAAAAUGGAACCCUGUUCCCUAUAUAGUGUACACUACCCCUAUAGCUCUGGUGGAAAGUAGUGUGCUAUAUAGUGCACUACCCCUAAGGCUCUGGUGGAAAGUAGUGUGCUAUAUAGUGUACACUACCCCUAUGGCUCUGGUGGAAAGUAGUGUGCUAUAUAGUGUACACUACCCCUAUAGCUCUGGUGGAAAGUAGUGUGCUAUAUAGUGCACUACCCCUAAGGCUCUGGUGGAAAGUAGUGUGCUAUAUAGUGUACACUACCCCUAUGGCUCUGGUGGAAAGUAGUGUGCUAUAUAGUGUACACUACCCCUAUGGCUCUGGUGGAAAGUAGUGUGCUAUAUAGUGUACACUACCCCUAUGGCUCUGGUGGAAAGUAGUGUGCCAUAUAGGGAAUAUGGUUCUAUUUGGGACUCAGACCCCCCCAGUCUCUGGGAGGUGAAGAUAACCCCUUCCAGACACUGAUCCUAGGUCUGUUAUCUGUUCUGAGGAUACAUCUAGAUGAUGUGGUUCAGGGGACAGCAACACUGAUCCUAGGUCUGUUAUCUGUCCUGAGGAUACAUCUAGAUGAUGUUGUUCAGGGGACAUUGUAGUCAGAAUACUGAUCCUAGAUCUGUGCCUAUGGGGUCUGCUUCUCCGUCUGUGUGUGAAAGGUUGUUGUUUUUGAAGUGGACUUGUUGCUGUGGAAACCAGUGCCUAACUUUACCCCAGCCCCCCCUCCCAACCCUACACCCUCGGCCGUCUACAACCCUCCAAUGUACAGAUUGUAAUGAUGCACUUUAGCCAAUUAGGGGAAAGGACUGCUUUGUGUAUCUAAGCCUUGGUUUGAUUGGUUGGUUCUGUAACCUGGAGCCCUAGAUGGAGUUGGUCUGUUACCACUCAGCUGAAGAGAAAUCACCUUCACUACAAUGUGUGUUCCUGGAAGAGGACAGGACUGUAGACUGUCUCUGUCUCUGUCUCUGUCUCUGUCUCUCUCUCUCUCUCUCCCCCCCCCCCUCCCUCUGUCUGUAGUUUGGACUGAAACCCUGGAAGAACACCUCACCUCCCUCCCUCUCUCUCUCUCUGUCUCUCUCUCUCUUUCUCUCUCCUCUCUUCUCUCUUUCUCUCUCUCUCUGUCUCUCUCUCACCUCCCUCUCUCUCUUUCGAUACAAAAACAAUUCAACAAUGUUUCAAGCUGACUUGUCUUCUAACAAUCACCAGGCAUUUUACCUUUUUAUUUAGAGAUCUCAUCUAGUUUAUCAUCCUGUAAUAUAUUCCUGAGAACACAUUCAUUUAUCCUGAGUUGUUGUUAUUAUUAUUUUUAUUACAGUGUAUCAUGUUAAAGAGUACUAAUUGUGUAUAAAUACCAGUUUAACUGUCUGUUUUUAACCCUUUAUUAUCUAGUCAUUGUUCCAUCAACUUCCUGUCAUUCUGUUACGAUGAUGUCACAAUAGAAGUGUUCUAUUCUGUGGUUCCACUUCCAUUGGGUUGUUCUGUGAACUAUGACCUCCUGUACAUAGACAUAAUAAACAUUAUACUAUUGAGAUGGAAUCACCCUCUUACCAGC
Messenger RNA from Oncorhynchus kisutch (coho salmon), 4387 nucleotides. Its product is annotated as regulator of G-protein signaling 12-like. Gene Ontology annotation, cellular component: nucleus; plasma membrane; cytoplasm. NCBI's taxonomy places the organism in Eukaryota, Metazoa, Chordata, Actinopteri, Salmoniformes, Salmonidae. Gene Ontology annotation, molecular function: GTPase activator activity. Gene Ontology annotation, biological process: regulation of G protein-coupled receptor signaling pathway; signal transduction. The record is from RefSeq and is a predicted model, not a curated record.